CAGUUGCACAAACGAGGGUUCAAUAUGGCGGCGGUCAGGUAGCUAUUUUUUUCUCAAGGAAUUUCGGUAUGUUUUCUCGCUGGAGAAACUGUGUGCUAACGAUUAUCGUAAGCACUUUUUGUACAUGGAUGAUUUCAAAAGGGAAUGGAGAGAAAAUCGUCUGUGAUGACCUUCAGUUAGGCCAAUAUCUUUGUCCUGAGCCAGACAUUGAUUCAGCUACUCAGGCAGCUGUUGGUUGCACAAAGAACCACACAGUUCAAGUUAAAUGUGAUGCUGCAGCUGUUGAUAAGCAUGGAAGGAAUAUCACUGAAUGUUAUCAAAAUGUAUCUUGCCGCUACACAAAUGGUCACUCAUAUAAAACAGCUCUCUCACUAUCAGUAUUCCUCGGAAUGUUUGGAAUUGACAGAUUUUAUUUGGGAUACCCUGCCAUAGGACUACUAAAGUUUUGUACUCUGGGAUUCUUCUUCAUUUUUCAAUUAGUAGAUGUUAUAUUGAUUGCAACACAGGUUGUUGGUCCCGCAGAUGGCUCUGCGUAUAUCAUUGAUUACUACGGCCCCCGGUUAACGCAUAUCUCUAGGAACAUGGACACAUUUUAUAAACCUAGAGAAUAACAAAUAAUUCGCCCAUUCUGAGAUUAUAAAAUAAUGUACAUAGAUGUAAAGUAGUGUGCCAUUUAUAGAAGAGAAGUAGGAAGAUGAAAUGCUUUUUUGAAGGAAAAAAACGCAGGUGGCGUAAUUGGUUACAUAUCGUAGGUUUAAGCAUCUGAAUCACUUUAUAAACUAGAUAUUCAAUUAUGUAUGUAGCUUUUUGGUUACUACUGUUUUUCAUGGUUUAUUUGGAAGACAUUUGCAGCACCCAAGGUGAAAAUUUAUGAUUACAUAUUAUUGACAAUCGUACAUGGUUAA
Orbicella faveolata is the source of this 905-nucleotide messenger RNA. Its product is annotated as TM2 domain-containing protein 1-like. Lineage: Eukaryota; Metazoa; Cnidaria; Anthozoa; Scleractinia; Merulinidae. The record is from RefSeq and is a predicted model, not a curated record.